AUGGAGGCCUCAAAUUCCAGUGAUGCUCGGGCCGUCACUGUCACCGACGAGGACAUGGUCACCAAGGACACCUCCAUCGACUUAGACAAGAAGGGCGUAGGGAGUGCACAGAUGAUCGAGGCGUCGGAGGACAGCUCGGUGGGGUCGUACCGCCUAUACAGGCGUCGCUUUGUUGGUAUCACGGCUCUGGUCUUUCUGAACAUCGUUGCGGCAAUGGCAUGGCCAUGGUUUGGGCCAAUAUCGAACAACAUGGCCGAGGAGUUCGACAUCACCCUCGACGAGGUCAACUGGCUUGGAAACAUCGUUGCCUGCAUCUACCUCCCUACAGCUCUCCUCAUUCCUGUCGUUGUGUCAAGAUACGGACUUCGUCGAUGUUGCGAAAUUGGAGCGGUUUCCCUUAUCAUCUCUGCAUGGAUUCGAUACGCCGGGACAGCUCGCUCCCUUGGGCCCAGAAGUGCCUAUGGACUGCUUAUGGUUGGCCAGCUCUUCGCGUCGAUAGCACAACCAAUCUACCAAGUCAUCGGGCCUGUUUACUCUGAAGCAUGGUUUGACCUGAAGGGAAGGACGACGGCGACUAUGGUCAUCGCGAUUUCUAAUCCUGUCGGAGGUGCGUUGGGUCAACUACUGAGUCCGCUUGUAGGCGAUACACGACAAUCAAUCCUCGUACUGGGCAUCAUGGCCACAGCUGUUGCUCCUUUCGUUUUGCUCGUUCGAAGCAACCCUCCGACGCCGCCAACCUAUUCCGGUGGCCAGAAACCUCUUUCUCUCAUUUCCCUGUGUCGUGCCAUGCUCGGGUUGGAGGUCGAACCAGCAGCACACAUGUCUGGAACGGAACGACUGGACUUCUUGAUCAUCGUUCUCAUCUUUGGUGUUCUCGUAGCCGCAUCAAACACGUUCUCGAUCCUGUCAGCACAGCUUCUGGAACCCGUGGGAUACAGCGAUGAUGAGAGUGGCUUCAUGGGCGCUUGCAUGCUUCUGACCGGUAUCGUCGCUGCCAUCAUCAGCGCACCCCUCUUCGACCGCGUCUUCACCCACCACCUGGCUCUCACGGCCAAAAUUUUGGUCCCUUUCGUAGCCGUAGGGUGGUUCUCGUUGAUUUGGGCGGUCCGGCCUGAUAACACCGCAGCUCUCUUCGUCAUCAUGACCGUUAUUGGCAUAUGCUCAAUCCCAAUGCUUCCAGUUGGUAUUGAGCUUGCUUGUGAAGUAACGCGGAAUGCUGACGGUGCUGCUGCAAUCGUGUGGUUUACCGGCAAUCUCUUCGCCAUCGCAUUUGUGUUGUCAAUGGGUGCUCUCCGCGCUGGAGAAGACGCCUCUCCACCACUCAACAUGAAACGCGCUCUCAUCUUCAACGGCGUCGUUGUCCUCGCUGUCUGCUGUUCGGUCUUCUUCCUCCACGGCCAUCAGAAACGAAAGAGACUAGACGAGGAAAAGUUACAACAAUCCCUAGCGAUCCGGGGCCAGCUCGAUGUCCUCUCACCUUGA
Molecule: messenger RNA, 1482 nt
Organism: Cyclocybe aegerita
Lineage: Eukaryota; Fungi; Basidiomycota; Agaricomycetes; Agaricales; Hemipholiotaceae
Source: the annotation of a GenBank genome assembly